AAAACAAAAAAGAAAAAACAUCGUCGUCGUGCCUAGCUCACACACAUUCCUCCAUUUCCAAACCCCAUUUCUCUUCAAUUUUCAGAAAUUAGGGUUUGGAAAUUCUGGAGAUGUCGGAGAACAGCAUCAUCAAAAACAGACGGAAUGCCUGCCCGGAUUUUCACCUUUCCGAUGAAAUGCUUUCUGUUAUUCCGACGGACCCAUAUGACCAAUUGGACCUUGCCCGGAAGAUCACCUCCAUGGCAAUCGCUUCUCGCGUUACAAGCCUGGAGUCUGAGAUGGACAGGCUCCGACAGAAGCUUAACGGAAAGGAUCGCGUCAUCCUCGACCUCGAGGAUAAGGUCUCUCAGCUCGAACACGCCUGUCACCAGGCCGAAUUGCGAUUGAACAUCACUCUCCAAGAUAAUAUGAAACUGUCGAAGGAGAGAGAUAAUCUGGCUUUUACUGCAAAGAAGCUUGGUCGCGACUUAGCAAAGUUGGAGACCUUUAAAAGGCAAUUGGUGCAGUCUUUGAGUGAUGAUGACUCAUCUCCAGCUGAAACUGUUGAUAUUGGCAUUUAUGAUCAAUCUGUUCAUAAGUCAUAUCCUUUAAAAGAGGAGGUGAAUAGCUACACAGUGCAUCAUUCUUUCAGUGGUUCUGUAGACGGAAGAGGAAGUAAUGGUGACGCUUCAAAGCACGCUUUGCAAAGGUUUUCCAGCCCUUACAUAACACCACUGCUUACUCCAAGUGACACACCAAAAAUAACUUCUGCUAGUGUAUCCCCCAGACGAUGCUCUGCUGCAGUAUCUCCUCGGAGGACAUCUGGCAGCACCUCUCCAACAAUUCCUCAAUUUCAACGCCGAGUUUCAAUGUCAUCAUUCUAUCCUUCGAGUCAACAGUCGAGUCAACAGUCCUCAGCAGCUAACUCUCCUCCAAGGGCACGGCCGAAACCAGCUCAAACUCCUCGAGCUGAUGGGAAGGAGUUCUUCCGUCAAGCCAGGAGUCGUCUGUCUUAUGAGCAGUUCAGUGCGUUUCUAGCAAACAUAAAGGAACUAAAUGCUCAAAAGCAAUCUCGUGAGGAAACUUUGAAAAAAGCAGAAGAGAUUUUUGGAACGGAUAACAAGGAUCUCUAUCUAUCAUUCCAAGGGAUGCUUAACCGUGGUGUUCGUUGACAGUACAAAAAGUCAUCUUGGGUGUAUAUUCCCAUCUUAUGGUAGCUUAAACAUUUAACAUAAGUCUUGCUUAGUGAUCUAACGUUGACCAAUUGACUUGUGAAACUCUUGAGCUAUGUUCCAACUCGAGGUGCAGUAUCGCUAAACAUCAGCUCAGAAAUCUUUUGAGGUGCAACCUUAUAGAAAUUCAAACAAUUGAGAUUGGUACUGAUUGUGCUAUUGCUAGCUGAUGAGUCAAUGAUCUCAUGUUUAAAUUCUCAUUAAAUCAUGGAUGCAUGCUGUAAAUUAUUCCUUUCUUUUUUUCUCUCAUUUCAGUUUUGCAUUUUCAAUUUUACUGUCACGUGUGGCACAUCUGAGAGGAGCGGGUGGUGCCAGCAGAUGGCAGUUGAAUCAACUCGUGAGUUGAAUUUCCUUCUGUUGCUGCUCUCGCUCUUUCAUUUGCACGUGUAUGGUAUGGGUAUGUAUAUCUUCUUCUGCUUCACUUGAAAUUUUCUUCUGUGGAGAAAUGAGUAUCUGCAGUAUUGGCACUAGUUGUGUUAUCAUGCGGACAUUAAUAUGUAAAUUGAAGGGUAUACAAUUGAUACUUAGCAUCCAUAACUAGCAAACCAAAACUCUGAUGCUGUAGUUGUAUCUACUGUAAGAAUCUAAUACAACACACUAUCAGUUUCAUUGAA
This is a messenger RNA of Solanum verrucosum, 1825 nucleotides long. RefSeq lists its product as uncharacterized. The record is from RefSeq and is a predicted model, not a curated record. The transcript has 9 exons. Bases 111 to 1151 code for a protein of 346 amino acids. NCBI's taxonomy places the organism in Eukaryota, Viridiplantae, Streptophyta, Magnoliopsida, Solanales, Solanaceae.